Messenger RNA from Lymnaea stagnalis (great pond snail), 708 nucleotides. The record is from the annotation of a GenBank genome assembly. NCBI's taxonomy places the organism in Eukaryota, Metazoa, Mollusca, Gastropoda, Lymnaeidae.
AUGUUAACCAAACCGGAAAUAGCCUGUGCCAUCAUUGAAGGUAUAUCAUCUGUGAGAGAAGAUGAAGAACUCCAGGAUUUCGUUGUUGAAGUUGAAGGCACUGAAUUUAAAUGUCAUCGUCUGAUAAUAAGCGCGUGUUCUGGAUUUUUCCGUGGUCUUCUCAGGUCUGGGAUGAAAGAGUCGCAGAAACAAAGAACAAAGCUUGAGGCCGUCUCCAUGGAAACAUUCGCCUCAAUUUUAGAAACGCUCUACACCGGAUGUGAUAAUCUGACACGUGACAACGUGCUAAAUGUAUGGCUGGCUGCAGAUCAACUUCAAAUAACAUUUAUUUUUAAUAAUUGUGUAGAUUUUAUAACAAACAACAUUUCGAAAGAUAACGUCAUCGAAGUUUGGGAAGCAGCGUCUCAAUUAGUGCACACAAACAUUAUAGGGCUUUGUGAAAAGUUUCUUAUUGACCAUACAUCUGUGGAAAAUUGGAAUAUUAUAUAUGAGACAGCGAACAAAUUAGGCUCAGAUUUGAUUUUGUCACAUGUUCGAGAUUUCGUCACGAAAAAUUAUGAAAAAUUCAUCAAUACUGACACAUUUCUGUGUCUUCGGGAAACAUAUUUACUUGACAUAAUAAAAAGUCAAGAUCUGGUUGUAUCUACUGAAGAUAUUGUCGUCGAGUCUAUUUUAAAGUGGGUUAACAAUGGAAGUCUAAAUAAAUCU